Zootermopsis nevadensis is the source of this 1568-nucleotide messenger RNA. RefSeq lists its product as uncharacterized. The record is from RefSeq and is a predicted model, not a curated record. Lineage: Eukaryota; Metazoa; Arthropoda; Insecta; Blattodea; Termopsidae. Gene Ontology annotation, molecular function: DNA-binding transcription factor activity, RNA polymerase II-specific; RNA polymerase II transcription regulatory region sequence-specific DNA binding. Gene Ontology annotation, biological process: regulation of transcription by RNA polymerase II.
CAUAAAUGUCAAACUUAAAAAAGAAACGUCAUUGAAGAUAUUUUGUGUGGCUUCAUAGCACCGUGAUUUAUACCUUACCAAGCAGUGCAGCUGCGCAGUGUGGUCAAUAAUGUUUAACUCCCUUUCCAUACCCACUCAAACUGUUUUCACCCCUGGUUCCCCUCCCCCAUUUACAGUUGUCAGCAGCAUCAACAUCCAAGGGGAAAAUUCAGGAAGAAAACCAAACUUCAAAGUGCAGUAUGAAAUAUUAGUUUCUCUUUGCUGUGGAUAAACAGCCAACAGUGUGAACCUCAUUGUCAGAAAAAUUAAAUCACAUCUUUCAAAUAGUUUUGUCUAGUACAGAUCUGAAAAAAAAUUCUUGUGUGAUAUAACAGUAAUGUACUUUUGUUUAUCUGAAAAUGUCUAUACAAAUAGCAUUAUUUAUGCUAACCAUAACUGGUAGUAACAUAUUUCUAACUUAAGUUAGUUUAAAAAUUUGUUUAGAGAAAAAAUAACAUUCAAAAUGUAUAGUGAACCGUUUUUCUAAGGUUAUCUAUAGACAGACAGAAAUAUCACAAAAAUUGAGUUUCUGGAACUUAAAUUUAGCUUGAACUAUGGAAAUAAAACCUCUAGUGGACAUGACAGAACUUCAGAACAUCAGAAUGCCAACCACCAUUUCUAGUGGCAACUGUGCUGGCUAUUCCAUCACUGGACUGCUCAACUCACUGUCAGCAAGUUCUGGAGGUGGAGACCCUUUGGUAUCAGCAGCAGGUCUCCUCUCCACUGGGGGACCUCUGCCUCCAUCCACCAUAGCAUCAUCUGUGUCAACACCACUCAUCACACCAUUUGCUUCACCACCAAAAUUCAAUUACAGUGAUGCUAUAUUAGGGAAUGCACCAUCAACAUCACUAGCAUUACUGUCUUCACCUGGGUCUCCCCUAAGUUUGCCAGGUCUAGGAGGAACACCUCCCACCUCUGGAAGUCCCAUCAAGAGAAAACAACGCAGAUACAGGACAACAUUUAGUAACUUUCAACUGGAAGAACUGGAAAGAGCAUUUCACAAGACUCAUUAUCCUGAUGUGUUCUUCAGGGAAGAAUUGGCCCUGAGGAUAGAUUUGACAGAAGCAAGAGUGCAGGUAUGGUUCCAGAACCGCCGUGCCAAGUGGCGCAAACAGGAGAAGCUGGCAGCAAAACACCAACAGACAGUACACAGUAAUGCCCAGUUGGUUCAAGGACUUGUUUCAAUACCAGUGUCAAGUCCAGGGAACCUAAGUUUGGAAUCACCACUGUUAUCACCAUCACAAUCACUCACUACUGCAUCAAGUACUGCUACCACUUUAACUCUUGGAAGUAGCCCUUUGGGUUCUUUCAGUCCUGGUGCAGGCGGGUCAACAGUUUCUACCUCUCCUGGAUCAGGGGGACUAUUUCUUGGUAUGGACUGGGGAGGCUUCUCCCCGUAUCACCUGCCACCUACAGGACACAAACCUCUUGACUCUGGAGAUUUGGAUGCUGACUUACUUAGAUUGAAGCCCCCCGUUUCCAGAGAGCAACACUCUCCAUCCCUACCACCACUUCUAACACCUGAAUAA